Cucurbitaria berberidis CBS 394.84 is the source of this 1369-nucleotide messenger RNA. Its product is annotated as putative penicillin-binding protein. Lineage: Eukaryota; Fungi; Ascomycota; Dothideomycetes; Pleosporales; Cucurbitariaceae. Bases 1 to 1242 code for a protein of 413 amino acids. The record is from RefSeq and is a predicted model, not a curated record. The transcript is spliced from 2 exons.
AUGUCUUCCUCUAUUACCUUUGAAGAUGCUAUCAAACGAGCUGUUACACCCGGCCAGAACCGGUUGCUAGCAGGCGUGGCUCUUGGUGCUGCAGAGUCUCCAGAACCGCAAGAUUACCUCGCCGCAUACGGAAAUCUGAAGCUGGACCCCGCUUCGUCUCCUAUAACGACCGAGACGGUUAUGUGGGUUGCCUCGUGCACGAAGCUGGUGACAGCGGUUGCUGCCUUGCAAUGUGUUGAGCGUGGCAUGUUCGCGCUCGAUAACUCGGCCGAUAUAGAUCGGCUGCUCCCCGAGUGGACUAAGCAGGAGAUAUUGACUGGGUUCACCGACGAUGGUAGUCCAGUUUUGCAGCCCGUCAAAGACAGGAUCACGUUAAGGCAGCUGCUCACUCAUACAAGUGGCGUUGGAUACGAAUUUGCGGAUCCCAGGCUGCUGAAAUGGAGGAGUGCCCGCGGCGAAGGACCGCCUACCAUGAAGACACCAAGCACUGAGUGUUACAAGACUCCGCUAGUUUUCGAGCCUGGCAGCGGCUUUGCGUACGGUGGUGGCGUCGAUCUCGCGGGGUUGAUGAUAGCUAGGGCGAACCAAUGUACGCUGGAAGCAUACAUGCGCCGGAAUGUAUUCGAUAUCCUGGGCAUGGACGAUACAUCUUUCUACGUCGGGUACAACAACAUUGGCGAACGCUUGAUGCCAAUGACAACGCGGGUCACGCCCGAGGAACUAAUUGACGGGUACGCCCCAGACGCCCAGCUCAAGCAAUUCCUAGACCCACCAGACGAGUCUGGGGGCGCUGGCCUCUUUGCAAGCACAGAAGACUACCUCGAGCUCCUAAAGUCACUUCUUCGCAACGACGCACGGCUGCUCAAGCCAGAAAGCAUCGAUGUCCUCUUCGCGACUUGCCUCUCUCCUUCUGCCCAGGACGCACUCAACAACCUCCUCUCGAUUCCGGUCAUCGCAGGCAUGAUGAUGCCCGGUGAGCCGCCUAUAGGCACGCCAGGUGCGAAGACAUGGUCGUAUGGGGUCGGUGGCCUUGUGGCGCUGGAGGAUGGUGAAGAAGGGUUGAGAGCUGGCUGGAUGCGAUGGGCCGGUGCGGCCAAUACGACGUGGUGGAUGGAUAGAGUGGGCGGGACCUGCGGCUUCUUCGCAACGCAGUUAUUCCCAACUGGCGAAGGUAAACAUGCGUUCCUAAACAAGAUGUUUCACAAGGAGAUGGUUGCGAGGUUUGGAGAGGUCGGCGCGUGAGUGUGGAGUAGCAUCAGCCAUCAGGACUUUCUGACUAUCCUCCAAACAUGUCAAUCAUCAAAUCGAUCAAGUGUCUCGGACACAUUGAGCAAUUUCGACGGGUACAACAUCCAACUUGCCUUUGGAC